Messenger RNA from Zea mays, 1161 nucleotides. RefSeq lists its product as uncharacterized. The record is from RefSeq and is a predicted model, not a curated record. The transcript is spliced from 8 exons. Lineage: Eukaryota; Viridiplantae; Streptophyta; Magnoliopsida; Poales; Poaceae. Gene Ontology annotation, molecular function: protein binding. Gene Ontology annotation, biological process: regulation of DNA-templated transcription. Bases 1 to 1161 code for a protein of 386 amino acids.
AUGCUAGGAUUCACGCCCUACUCGCCCAGAUCCGACGGCGACUCUGAUGUCCCAACCGACGCUUGUUACAGAGUCGAUGGAGCCAUCCUCGCCGCAGUCGAUGGUCACCUCCCAUCUACGCCCGUGAGACGCUCUGUGGAGGACGGAGGCGAGGUCACGUGGGAGUGGGACGACGAGGAGAUCAAGGGCGGCAGCCAUGAGGUGCAGAGCUCCUACAAGGGAUCCCCCUUCAACACCAUGGCCAUGCUCCAGGAGUCCCUGCCCUUCAGGCUCACUCGCCGCCAUGGUGCUCCAGUCGUGAAAGCGUGCAGGCUCUCCAUGGAAGGCGCCCAGAUCCACUCUCUCUCCUUCGUGGUCCUGUCGCUACCGCGCCGCCCCACUCGCCGCCAUGGCGCUCCAGCCGCGAAAGUGGGCAGCCUACUGGAUCUUGGCAUCUCACCGUCGCUGCUCACUUCCACUCCAUCUGGUAUGCUCUUCUCCCUGCUUCCCCUCUCGCUAGACGACUCUGCUGCUCAUUGGAUUGGAUCUUUGCUUCCUUUCUCUCGUGUUCUGUCAGAGGCGCUUAGGAUGCCCCAACCCGCUGCUUUUGUCUCCGUGCAGCCGUCCGAUGGUCAACCCACACCGAGCAACGUCUCGAACAAGAAGAUGAAGCACGGUGGCGAGGCACUAAUCUUGGAUGGCGUCGGGGAGGUCGCCGUCACCAUCGGUCGCAACUCGCAACAGCCUCUCUCCACAACCCUCCACCCGGUGAAUCUUCAAGUGAAUAUGCUGCCUGUGACUUAUCCGCAGAGCCAUAAUUACCAACAAGAUGAUUUCCAUAAAAUUGUUGCACGAACUUUGAGCCAAGGAUCAACACCGAUGAGCAUGGAUUUCCAUCCACUUCAACAAACUCUUCUUCUUGUUGGUACCAAUGUUGGCGACAUUGGAUUGUGGGAUGUUGGUACCAAAGACAGACUCGUUGUAAGGAACUUCAAAGUCUGGGACCUCAGUAAAUGUAUAAUGAUUCUCCAGGCAUCACUGGUUAAGGAUCCAGCUGUGUCAGUUAAUCACAUAAUAUGGAGUCUUGAUGGAACCUUGUUUGGUGUUGCUUAUUCAAGGCAUAUUGUACAAAUUUAUUCCUAUAAUGGUGGCGACGAUAUUAGACAACACUCGGAGGUUUGA